AUGGGGGCGAUCACAGGCACCACCAGUGGCACGGGCUUUGUGGCUGCGCGAGUGGUGGCGCAACACGGCGGCGAGGUACUACUCCUGAACCGCGCAUCAGAACGCGCACAGCGAGCCCACGCGGCGCUUGUGGCGGCAGUGCCCGAAGGGAAGUUUGUCAGCAUCGAGUGCGACCUCUCAGACUUCAAAUCCGUGCGGCGCGCGGGCCAGGAGAUCAAGGCAAAGUAUCAGAAGCUGUUUUGCUUAGCGAACAAUGCCGGCAUCAUGGCCCUUCCAGAUGUACCCACGGCGGAUGGCUACGAUCCGCAGAUGCAGAUCAACUACUUGUCCCACUUCUUGCUGACGGCAGAGCUGUUCCCCUUGCUGGAGGCUGAGGCACAGCAGUCUGGGGAGGCGCGGGUCGUGAACCACUCCAGCAUGGGGCGGAACUUCCUGCGCGAGAAGGUCGUAGAAGAGAAGUACCUCCGGGCGACCAAGCCCCAGCAGCUGGGCGGCGACUCGAUCCGCCUGGGCGGUGGGGCGCGCCUGGUGCGCUACUUCAAGUCCAAGUUGGCGAACAGCAUUUUCACCUACGCCCUGCAUGACCGACUGCACCGCCCGAACGGCGAGGGAGUGUCUGCUUCGUCCAAGCGCGUUAAGGCGCUUUGCGCCCACCCGGGGGCUGCAACCACACGGCUGGACCGGGACGUGCAGUUCCCCUGCUGCUCCGGCUGCCUCUUCGGACUCUUUAAGCUCACCUGGCAGAGCAGCGAGGACGGCGCCAUGGGGCUGUUGAAGGCGAUGAUGGACCCGGACGCAGAGAGCGGGGUUUUGUACGGCCCGGCGAACGACGGCUUGACGGGCCCAGCGGUGGCAAAUCCACGUUACCCCGGCGCAGAGACAGAUCCUGCAGCGCAGGAGAUGCUGUGGCGCUGGAGUGAGGAGGCACGUAGCAGCCGCGAGGAAUGGCUGGGUGCGCUGCAGAUGGUGAAGAGCCGCCUUGCCAAGGCUUCCAAGGCUCCCUUCCUGCUGAAGGCUUCGAACCAGCAGUCCGCGGCCUUGCGGUUCCUGCCCUGCUGGGAGGAGGCCUUGCUCUUCGAGAACUUCGACUCGCCUCAGAGCCUCGAUGCCUGGCGCGGGGAUUGCGGGCUGCGGCGUUGGUCCGGCCGCCCCCACGCCGCCCAGGCGCCGGUGAGCCUCUGGUGCGUGACUCUGCCGCCCAGAGGUGAUGAGGAGGAGUGCAACGCGCCCCGCGUCUUGCAGCGGGUCCUCCCCGACGCCUCUGUCUCCUUGGUGGCCUUCCGGGCCAUGUGCCGCUGCACCGCCCGGCGCCUGCGGGCGGGCGGCAUUUUCUCGCUGCUGGGCGCCUACCAGUGCGACGUUUUCAGCCUUUACUUCACCUUCGACUCGAGCGGCCGCACCAUCUUCGCCGGGGACGGCGGGUCCAAUGACGAGGCGCUCGGGCGAUGGGAAGACCAGCAAUGGUACGAAUUCGUGAUGCACUUCAACUGGUCCAAGGGAGAGGUCUACGUCCGGCACGGCAUGGAUGGCAGGUGCCUCUCAGGAUGCCGAGUUCCACUCGCCUGGCCGGUGGGCGGCCUCAGCGGAGUGAAGCUAUGGCACAUGUCUCACGGAUUUGAAGCGUCAUGGACGGACCUCCUGGGGCAUGCCGCGAAGAAGUCUGGAGUGGAAAUCACCGCGGCACAGGCUCAAGCAGGUGUGCGCUUGAAACAAGAAGGCACCCCCUGCUUUGCGCACAUCAUGUUCUCUCGGAGCCGCAAAGCGACCUCCGAGACCGAAGCGAAGAAGGAGACGAAGGCGGAGGCGAAGGCGAAGACGCAGAAGCAGUUUGAUAAUGAGGGCUCGCACGGGCACAACAUCUUCGCGAUGCUCAUGAAUGAGGAGUCGCCCAACUUCGGCAUGGACCACUCCACCGAGGACGUCCAGGACAAGGUGAAUCGCCUGGAGCGGAUUGUGCAGGAGCAUUCCCAGAUACAUGGGAAGCUCUGGAGCAUUGACUCGCUUCCCGAGCAGUCCAAAGCACCAAAGCGCGGCACGGCUUGGCCUCAAGCUCCCGCGUUGAGACGCGGCGCACGGAGGAGAGGAAACGGGAGGCCAAGGAGCACAGCAAGCAGAUCCAUGACUUUGUGGAGUGCUAUCAGGCCUUGGAGGGCAAAGCCAGGAAGAGCAAGAAGACCAAGAUCUCCCUUUGAACUUGAGGCCGCUGACAGCGUUGAAGUCCAGCAGAAGCUUGCCAACCACAUGCUGAGUUGCGCUGAGUCGUCUCGCCGGAAAGCGUCCGCAUAGUCAGCAGCCAUAUGGUGCCAGUCCAGCUCGCUGUUGCCAAAUAUUUGGCCCUUGACGUCCCGUUCCCGGACAUAUUCUUGACCGCUGCGUGACGCGACUUGAGCUUUCCAGCACCUCGCCGCUGCAUGCAGCCACAUGCGUUUCACAUGCGGAGAAACUGGGCCCAUUAAACAGGACUCC
This is a messenger RNA of Effrenium voratum, 2466 nucleotides long. NCBI's taxonomy places the organism in Eukaryota, Dinophyceae, Suessiales, Symbiodiniaceae. The record is from the annotation of a GenBank genome assembly.